AUUUUUGUUGAUGUAAAUGCUCGCGUGUCCACGCCCUUACCCUUGCCUUUCUUGAUCUUUCAGUCUCGGGACAUGCAGCCGAAUAAUGCUAGUCAAAUGUGCAGAGACAACUCCUACUAUGCAGAGGGUCAGCCAAAAACUGCUCACAAGACGAACCGAAAUUGGGAUAAAUGCGGUAAGGCACUAAGUGCAUAUGACUUGGUGGAGAUUUUAGCACGGGAAGAAUUCCUCGACAGCAGCAUCUUGCAGGUGAUAAGAGAGAGGAAUGUAAAUCCGGAUGAUGUACAGACGGUAUUAAAUAACCACGCAAAUAUUUUUCACAUCAAGAGCGAUAGGUUUUGCCUUAAGCCUAGGUUAAAACUAUGCGCUGGACAUUCAAGUAGCAAAGGAUGCGAGAAUAAGACAGAUUGUGUCGGAUUGCACAUCUGUCAAAAUUUCCUAAAAGGGAUUUGCAAGUACAAAGUCUGUAAUUUGGGUCACAAGUUAGCAACAGGACAUAACAAGAAAGUUCUUGGGAACCUCUUCCUUGACCGACUCGGGGAUGAUACUUUGCUAAGAGUGCUCUCCAAAAGUCUUCCGAAGAGUACCAGCAAUUCCCAAAAGGGAAGUGGAGAUCAGAGAACAAGACACAGCUCUCCAAAUCGGGCGUUUCUCGAGACUAGUGAAUCUGAUGCUUAUUCUCUUAAUGGAGAUGAUGACUCUGAUGCUGAUCAUUUCUGUGGAAGAAGUAAACGGAAGAAGCCUUCUCCAAUCAAGAAGAAAAAGCAAAUACAGACUGUAUGGUCCACAGAUUCUAACGGAGACGUAGAGAUCCCAGAAAUCUGCUACAAUUCUGUUGAAAGCUCAUGUCCUAGACAAGAUGAAGGCUGUGAGAAACUUCAUUCGUUUCAACAUUUCUACUGGCAGAUUAGCAAAGACAACAGCAAGUGGUUCAACCUGCCUCCUAAGCUUGUCUUGUGUUUGGAAAAGUCCUACUGCGAUGUCUCUCAAGAUGGUGUUACUCUACCUAGGCUGAAAGGGGUUGAUCUUCAAUCAGUCCAUAUAGACGCCGUGAAAAUCCUUUCCCGAGAUGAAUGGACGUCAGACUUUCAUUCAAUGACUCUUAAGAAUUCCAAUCACAAAGUUCAACUUCAUCUUCGCAGGCUGUGCUCAGAGAAGACUGACAGCGCGAAUGUGAAAGCAAAUACUUUUUGUUGGUAUUUCAGGGACGAUAACGAUAAGUGGAUUUCCUAUGACAAUAGUGAAGAACAAGGACAAUGCAACACAGCUACCUCAGAAGACAUAGAAAAAUACUAUUUAGCCAAACCUAGCACCCCUUUCCAUUUAAAAAAACGAAGGUUUAACUACAUACUUGACUUUCAGAAAAUGUGUCAAAUAAAUGUAGUCACCAACACGACACGUAAAAUAAGGAGGCGUCCUCUAGUACAUCUGCAGGAAACUCCAGAUCGAUCUUUCUUACCAGAAGAUUGGCAAGAUAUGCAACCCAAGGAACGCAUGCGCCUUGUGGAUUUAGACCCAAAAUCUGAUGAGUAUAAAAAAGUUGUCAACCUCUUGAAAGACGACACUUACAAGGCUAAAGUCCAAAAAAUUCAGCGGAAUCAGAAUCCAUACUUGUGGAAGGCUUUUCAGCUUAGGAAGGAGGAGAUGAUCACCCAGUAUGGAGAUGAAGCCAGCGUGAAAAUGACAGACCUGUUCCAUGGCACUAGUUCUAAUAUCGUAAGCAAUAUCUGUAAAGAGAACUUUGACUUCCGGCUGCAUGGCGAAAGGACAGGGCACAUCUGGGGAAAGGGUUCUUAUUUUGGUAAUGAUAUUACCUAUUGCUACCGUUACUGUAGUCCUGACACAGCAGGACUGAAAUGCUUGUUUGUUACUAAGGUUCUGGUAGGAACCAUAACAGUUGGUGCUAAAGAUUUAAGAAGGCCUCCUUUGAACCAAGCUACAGGUGCUCUCUUUGACACAACUGUGGAUAAUGAGACACAACCAACCAUUUUUGUAAAGUAUGAUAAACAGGAAUACUAUCCAUAUUAUGUUAUAAGGAUGCUAUAGAGUACUAGCUCUGUUGGUUUUGUAUUCACUAUAUAUGUUACCUCUUCACUACCAAUAAAAUAUAAUGUUUUCA
Penaeus vannamei (Pacific white shrimp) is the source of this 2119-nucleotide messenger RNA. RefSeq lists its product as uncharacterized. Lineage: Eukaryota; Metazoa; Arthropoda; Malacostraca; Decapoda; Penaeidae. Gene Ontology annotation, cellular component: nucleus. Gene Ontology annotation, molecular function: NAD+ poly-ADP-ribosyltransferase activity; NAD+-protein mono-ADP-ribosyltransferase activity; zinc ion binding. The record is from RefSeq and is a predicted model, not a curated record.